GCACGUGAUCGGUGGCCCUAAUAAGGACACGGGAGGCUGGGAUCUGAUAGAAGACUUGUAGAUUGGACUGCCGAUAGCUACUCAGUCGGCUCUCGGCCCGUCAACCACAGGAAACUGGUAUAGCUACCUAGCUAGAGAAGUUAGCGAUAGAGGAGGAAGAAUAAUGUCCGAGGAAGAGAAGAAGGGGGAUAAGCCAGCUCCAGGGCCUAAUAAUACUCCAGACAAUGACGACACUGAUGAAGACCCUGCCAAAACUGGAGCAGAGGUAGCUGGAAACGGAGCUGAUGCUACGAGUCAAGGAGAUUCUGCUAAUGCUAUUAAAGAUGAGAACGCUACAGAAGGCAAGGCUUCAGGAGCCACUGGUACUGACAAGAAACCACAAACCGUUACAGAAGGCAAGGCUUCAGAGCCACUGGCACUGACAAGAAACCGAUACAAUGUGCCAAUGAUGCCAAAGAAGCUCCUCACAAGUGCGAAAAUGACCGAGAGAUCAAAAACCGUCCCUGGAAGAACAACUGCACUGAAUGUGAAAGCAACGGAAAUGAGUACAUCUAUUGCUCAAAGUGUGCAUGCAGGCCCGUAUGCCCCAUGUGUGGCAACGAGGACCAUUACAGGGUUCCUACUGAGAUGUAAAGUUAAAGCUACUUCAGAAACCGAGAUAAAUAUAAUCAAUAUACAGUGAAAGACACAAGUUCAUCAAUAAUGACUGUAAGAAUGCAUUAAGUUAUUAAAAAUGCUUCAUAAUUAUGUGGUCUGAGAGCAAAUCAGAUUUUCCUAACUAUUUUGAUAGAAUAUACGACAUGACAU
Molecule: messenger RNA, 807 nt
Organism: Geodia barretti
Lineage: Eukaryota; Metazoa; Porifera; Demospongiae; Tetractinellida; Geodiidae
Source: the annotation of a GenBank genome assembly